Molecule: messenger RNA, 3261 nt
Organism: Pelobates fuscus (common spadefoot toad)
Lineage: Eukaryota; Metazoa; Chordata; Amphibia; Anura; Pelobatidae
Gene: DRD2
Product: dopamine receptor D2
Exons: 9
Coding region: 916-2226 (436 amino acids)
Biological process (GO): adenylate cyclase-activating adrenergic receptor signaling pathway; negative regulation of voltage-gated calcium channel activity; regulation of dopamine secretion
Cellular component (GO): glutamatergic synapse; presynaptic membrane; plasma membrane
Molecular function (GO): G protein-coupled receptor activity; dopamine neurotransmitter receptor activity, coupled via Gi/Go
Source: RefSeq, a predicted model, not a curated record
CCACGGGAGCUGUCCACUAUCCGGUGCUGAAAUAUCUUUAGCCUGUUACUAGCACUUCAGGAUCUCCUACAAAUGCAAUUAAGGCAAACAAGUAUCAGCCAAUCCUAUUCACAAGCUCACAGACUCAGUUGUUCUCAGCAGCAGCGAUCAAACUGCUGAAUGUGAAGCAUCGGGACAAGGAUACAUUAAUCAGAUCCAUCUGCACAAAAGCUCCGGUCUUAAGGAAGCCACAGAGAGGUCAGGAAUAUAGAAGGAUAUCCCAGCUGCUGAAUAACUGCUAACCACGGCUGGAUGGUGACUUGAGUUGGCUGAAUUCUAAUGACACAGUCUACCUGACAAACUUCAUUGCACCUAGAGGGCUCAGCCACAGGGAAAAAAAACUUGUUGGCAGAUUGAAAGGUGUUCAUUGUCAGGGAGAGAAUUGCAGUGCAGACACUGUGAACAGUUUAUCUGUCUUGCGUUGUGAAUGAGCAUCUUGAAAUAUUAUGCAUUCUACACUCAGCCUGUAAUGGGCUUCUCUGAUGCCAAACUUCACACUGAGAAAUCAAUUGGUGGUCAUACAUCGAGACUUACAGUCACAGCUUGCCAAUUACUUAUAUACUAGAUGAUUUAUGUCCAUUUGGAUGAGAAGCUACAAAACUACCUGAUGUUUCUUCAAACCUAUUUCUUUUAGGUGUGCAAUAUCUGUGCAUUAGUUUUCUACAUACUGUCUAUGGAGAAUCAACAAACAACCUUGAACUGAGUCACCCAGGACAUAUAGUGGAUCUAUCAAUCCUUAUAAAGUGUGCAUCAUUUCAGCUGAAUCUUAUGGCUUGAAGAUACGAAGAUUCAAACUGGAUGCAUCGUAAAUGGAUGAUGGCAGAAGAAUCUGUUUCUUAUUAAAGAAUUGACUUGAACAGGAAUAUUCUAAACUACAUGGAUAACCACAAUCUGACCACCUACAAUGUUGAAAUUAAUAAUGGCACCAAUGGUACAGCAUUUGACGAGAAGGGUCAAUAUAAUUACUAUGCCAUGCUCCUUACUCUUCUUAUAUUCGUCAUCGUCUUUGGGAAUGUUUUGGUUUGCAUGGCAGUUUCUAGAGAAAAAGCUCUACAGACCACCACCAAUUACCUAAUUGUGAGCUUGGCUGUAGCAGAUCUCUUGGUGGCAACUUUGGUGAUGCCUUGGGUGGUUUAUCUGGAGGUGGUUGGCGAGUGGAGGUUUAGUCGCAUCCACUGUGAUAUCUUUGUCACCCUUGAUGUUAUGAUGUGUACAGCCAGUAUCCUUAAUCUCUGUGCCAUCAGCAUUGACAGGUACACAGCAGUUGCCAUGCCAAUGCUUUACAAUACUCGAUACAGUUCCAAACGGAGAGUGACAGUUAUGAUUGCUGUGGUGUGGGUCCUGUCCUUCGCUAUCUCAUGUCCCCUUAUGUUUGGACUGAAUAAUACAGAUUCCUUGGAGUGUGCCAUAAAAAACCCUGCAUUUGUCAUCUAUUCUUCUGUUGUUUCCUUUUAUGUCCCCUUUAUUGUCACACUCCUGGUAUAUGUCCAGAUUUACAUAGUACUACAGAAGAGACGGAAGAGAGUGAACACCAAACGCAACAAUCAUGGCUUGGAUGCAGACGGCCAUAAGGACAAAUGUACUCAUCCAGAAGAUGUGAAGUUAUGUGCAGUCUUUGUUAAAUCAAAUGGGAGAUUCUCAGCUAAUAAAAAGAAAGUGGAAGCUGGAACCCACCAAGAAGAGAUGGAGAUGGAAAUGAUGUCAAGCACAUCACCACCAGAGAAAUCAAAACAUAAGUCUGCUUCUCCCAACCACCAACAUCUGGAUGUACCUGCCCCAUCUGACCAGUGCAACAAUGCUGACUUACCUUCUCCAGCUGACAGUCCAUAUAAGACUGAAAAGAAUGGACAUCCAAAAGACAAUGGAAAAGCAACUAAAGCACUUGAAAUACAGUCAAUGCCAAAUGGAAAAACACAAACAUCACUUAAAACUUUAAGUAAGAGGAAACUCUCCCAGCAGAAAGAAAAGAAAGCCACACAAAUGUUGGCCAUAGUACUAGGUGUCUUCAUUAUAUGCUGGCUUCCUUUCUUUAUUACCCAUAUCCUAAAUAUUCACUACAGCUUACCACCAACCAUGUAUAAUGCAUUUACUUGGCUUGGUUAUGUUAACAGUGCCGUCAAUCCUAUCAUCUACACCACGUUCAAUGUUGAAUUCAGAAAGGCAUUCAUAAAAAUUCUUCACUGCUAGGAAAUAUACUGGAGAGUUAAAAAAAAAUAAUGAAGAACCCAAACAGGAAGCACUCUUUCUCCUAUGGUGGUCCAAGCAGAAUGCCACGUUUUCACCCAGGAGGCAGCCAUAUGUACUAUUCGUAAAAGAUUGUUGAAUGAGCCACAUGAGUGGUUAAGUCACCUGGAGACCAACAUUGAGUUUUCAGCAACAUUUUUACUUAACGUCAUAAUUACAGUAAGGAUGUUCAACAAGUCACAUAUCGUAUUGACAAGAAAGAUCCAGUCAUUGGGCAACUGAGCCUUAAUGGUAUUAAGACUUCACCUUUACUCACAAUAAAGUCAAGUUUGUAUUGAUUCAGCCUUUGAUAGUGAAACUAGUGAAAUAAAGGGCAGACAUAUAACAAAAUAAUCGCAAUCUCACCAAAGACAGUGCCAUUUUGAUCUCUUUUGUGCAAUAGCAGAUACAAAACUAUCAUUUGCAUCUGAAUCAGGGCACUGGGGCUUAUUUUAUUGUAAUGUGAUGUCCUCCACACAAUGUAACUGUGUGAUACGUGGGCUUUUCUACAGUUGCCAGCUCCAGCUACCUGGUGGAGGAGAUGUUCUACUAUAAUGGUUAAUGCAAUGUGUAAAUGAUGCAGGAAAAGAAUCAAGUGACAAAAGUGUAUAUACUGUACGUGAAUGAUCCGAUAGAAGCCCAAGCCAAAAAAUUAUAUAAAUAAAAAUCUGUUGUGCACGGUGUGUGUUAUGUAUAGAAUAACCAUUAUCACACCAUGCCUAAAGCUAAGGAAUUGUAAUAUAUAAAAUACACUUGCUUCUGAAAGACCCAAAUUGUUUUACAAUCAUUUUCAUGUCAGUUUGAUAAAAUGUAUCGGACAAUUUUCACCACUGUAUUAAUGUAAGAUCCAUCAGAGAUCUGGUGAUACCUGUAACGAGUGUAUUGACCGUUUUGCUGGCAGAAAAAAAUACAUCUAAAUGUGCCAAUAUUCUCAAUGCCUCCUAAAAAAACCAAUAUUGCAUAUGUGCAAAACAGCUUUUUUCCACAGCACUUUACAUA